Molecule: messenger RNA, 5086 nt
Organism: Manis pentadactyla (Chinese pangolin)
Lineage: Eukaryota; Metazoa; Chordata; Mammalia; Pholidota; Manidae
Gene: NHLRC3
Product: NHL repeat containing 3
Exons: 7
Coding region: 137-1159 (340 amino acids)
Biological process (GO): proteasome-mediated ubiquitin-dependent protein catabolic process; negative regulation of translation; protein polyubiquitination
Molecular function (GO): protein binding; ubiquitin protein ligase activity; translation repressor activity
Source: RefSeq, a predicted model, not a curated record
GGGCGCGCCAGCAGCGGCACGUGACGUGGGCGCGGUGACGUGGCCGGGGGCGCGGAUCCCGCUUCUGCUUUUCCCGCGGUCCAGGCCGUGGGGGCUGGAGAUCGUUCUGCGGCCCGGAGGCCCCCGCUGUCCCGCCAUGGCGCGUCUCUGGGUGUGCGCGGCCGGUGCCGCCGUGCUCGUCGCCCUUGCGGCCCUGCACUCGCGUUUCCGCGGCUCUCCGGUCUUGAGGAGCUUUACUUUCCAAACUGCCUGGAGAACUGAGGAAGUUCUUUACCGGCUGGAUGUGAAUUGGCCUGAGUAUUCAGAAUACUUUACCGGAGCAACGUUUUGUGUAGCAGUGGACCCCCUCAACGGCCUGGUUUACGUCGCCCAACGAGGGGAUAACAUCCCAAAGGUAUUAGUGUUCACAGAGGAUGGAUAUUUCCUGCGGGCCUGGAAUCACACAGUUGACACACCUCAUGGUAUAUUUGCAGCCAGCGCACUACAUGAACAGUCCGUCUGGAUCACAGAUGUAGGAAGUGGGUCCUACGGUCACACUGUUAAGAAAUACAAUUCCUUUGGUGAUCUUGUUCAAGUCUUGGGUACCCCAGGCAAAAAAGGUACUGGUUUGAAUCCUCUGCAAUUUGAUAAUCCGGCAGAAUUAUAUGUAGAGGACACGGGAGAUAUUUACAUUGUGGACGGAGAUGGAGGAUUGAAUAACAGACUGAUCAAAUUGUCCCCAGAUUUCCAGAUACUCUGGCUACAUGGAGAAAACGGGACAGGGCCUGCAAAGUUCAAUAUACCUCACAGUGUUACAGUUGAUUCAGCUGGUCGGGUGUGGGUGGCUGACCGAGGGAAUAAAAGAAUUCAAGUAUUUGAUAAAGUCACCGGGGAGUGGUUAGGAGCGUGGAGUGACUGCUUCUCAGAGGAGGGGCCUUCCUCGGUCAGAUUCUCUCCCGACGGGAAGUACCUGAUCGCAGCCCAGCUGCGGCUCAGCAGGCUGGUGUUGGUGGCAGCGCCCCCCGUCGGAAGCCUUGGCCACUGCGCCGUGAUCAGCACCGUCCAGCUCGCAGACCAAGUCCUGCCUCACCUGUUGGACGUCAGUGGGGAGAGCGGAGCCGUCUAUGUAGCAGAGAUCGGAGCAAGACAAGUACAGAAAUACGUCCCUUUGAAUAGCUAGUUCCCUCGCGCCCUUCCUAAUGUUUCUCUUCCUGGGGACCUCAAGUAACGGGGACUUUGGGUUCUCGGAUCUGAUGUUGAGGGCUUAACGUGCUGCUCAAACCCAGGGCUUUGUCUCCUUGUUUUCACCUGACCUGUAACCAGCUUUAUUUUCACACACGAGGAAUCCUGUUUUGUUGUCAUUCUUGUUGACUCGGUUCUGUCUGUGACUGCCCAGGAUGUCUAGUGGAGGAAAUGUAACUCAAAAACGGGCAGGGAAGAGGAGGACUGAGGUUGUAACCUAGGUAUUUAUCCUGGGAGACUAAUUCUCCCCAGGGUGGGGUGGGCGACAGGGGUAAAAAGAGGUGUGCAGGGUCAUUUAUUGAAUUUCAUGUGAAAUUUCACAUGAAGAACCGCAAGCUUCCAAUUUGUUCACCUUGUAUGAAAUGAACUGCUUCAGAGAGCAAGUCCGCUGGGCUGUUGGUCUCACGGGGUCAAAGUUGAAGAGGCAGAGUCUGCCUGUGCCUGUCUGUUCAGUGGCUGUGUCCAGCAGGGGACAUGUACAGACAGCGCGCCACGGCAGUCAUGUGCAAGGGCCCCGGGGCUUGGGAAGGGGAGCCUCAGUCGGACAGAAUCAUGAGACUGUCGGGCGAGGCUGUCCAAGCUCCAGCUUGAGAAACAGGAGGAGAAAGCAGCACGGCCCAAGGAGAGACGUUAGAAAAGGUGUUGAACUCGCUUCCCUCUGAAAGCCCAGGUUGGCUUUGGGCCUUGAGCUGCAAGGUACUUACUGUCCAGCCCGAAGUGCAGGAAUACAGUGGCAGGAACCCACGCACUUCACUGAAAGGGCCUUUAUAGGUAAUAAUGGGAAUGAUUUUAUUCAAGGCAGCAUUGGAAAUAGGGCCUCUUUGGGGCACAUCUUUCCUCCUCCCUUUUUUUAAAUUGUGAAUCAAGUUCAUUCCUAACAUUUGUCUACCUCAGAGAAGUUUUAGAUUAUUUACAUGGAAUGUGUGCCAAACAUUGAGCUAUAAAGAUGAAUAAUUUCCCAACUUUUUACUUCUGCAUCUCUUCUUUACCCCUUUGAUCUGAAUACUGGCUUUGCUUCCCAGUCAAGACCGUGUUUUCAGUUUGUUCUUGUUUAGUCUAGAUUUAGGUGGGACUUGCCACAUUACCACCUUUCAGAUCAUUCUGCUCUCGGAUCAGCCCCCCUCGCUGGCCUGGUGUCAGACCGUCAAUCGUGUAGCGCGGGGGGCAUCUUGAGCUGACUUCCCUCACCCCCGUCGCCACUGGAGGCUGUGUGCCAGCCCUCCAAGAACUCACCCUUGUUUGGGUGCUUGGAUCCUGUCUUCCUGCAGUUAGAAAGGCAAACCUGCCCAAGGGAAGCCCCAUCCGGUGCCCCAAGGCCGUUGAUAAGUAUGUCUGUGCCACCGAUCAAGCUGUGUGAUCUUCAGUGAAUCUUAGUUUUUGUCAUUGUCUUAACUUCUUCAAGAAUGUUGCGAGGAUUACGUGUGUAACAGGUACAAGUGUGCUCUGAAAUCUGUAGCUCCUGGUACAUUAAAGGCAUUUUAUUAGCAAAGGCCCUCCUACAUAUGCUGUUCACUUGAUACCAGCUAUCAGGUUUGCCUUGAUUUUGCAUUUAUUGCUUUUACCAAAAUGUAUCCUUAUUCAUGAGCUUUAUGCAUUUUAGCCAAUAUAAUAAAUAGAUUUGGGUGAGAGUAAUUUGGUAUUUUAUUUGUUUUGUUCUGUUUUUAAGCCAGAACAAGAAAUGCACAUGUCAUUUGAGGGAAUGCAGGUUAGGUAAACUAAUCUUGUCAUUUAAAAAUGUUGUAUUUAACAUUGUUUUAUAUUCUUAUAAAACCUGCUGAAAAUAUUGUUUCCAUAUAUUUUUCUAAAAGUGUUUGUUUUAUUGAAAUACCUGUAAUCAUAGAAUUUUACUUUUUUCCUUUGGAUUAACUGAUUAAAUGAAAUGUGUUGUAUUUUCUAUUUAAAAAUGCAAGUUAAAAUUUUGGAAAGAAAAGACAGUAUUAUCUGUACCUCCAUGUAAAGUUUGAUUUUGUUGUUAUUAAAACAGUUUAUAACUUCUUACUCAAGUGAAGAAUUUAAACGCUCAUGAAAUCACAGGUUAACCAAGAGAAUGUCCCCCCCUGUUCACAGCACUUCAGGCUGACGUGCAUAAGUAUUGCUAAUGCAUACCUAGAAGACUUGAACGGCUGGUGGGUACAGAUAAUACUGAUAACCAGCUAACUUUAUAUUUUUGCUUUAGAAAUAGAACUUCUUUAUGCAUCUACUUUGUAGGUCUGUUCUGGGCAGAGGGUGUUGAAAUCAGAAAACCAAAGGUUGCAGGUACUUACCUAGCCUCCACUGUGACAUGGGUCUCUAAAGUGGAAUUUCGUCCAUCAGAGGAAACGUGUGUGCGGUCUGCUAGUGUCCUAAGACCUGUGUGACUUGUUCUUAGGUUAUGUGACAGGUUAAGACCCACUUCAAGUCGUGUGGCUGUUAGGCUGAAGGCAAGAAAUGCCAGCCUUUGUUUCGCUUUUGUUGGUUUGGAACGUUGGAUUUUAAAUCAGGAGAGAUUGGACAGCCAACAUUAAAGCUGGAGCGUGUCAGGGUUCUGCUCCUUAGACUCCAAAAUCAAUCAGAAUCAUUUUUAAAGUGUCCUAAAUUUAUGACUUUUAAGUUGUUUUACUCCUAAAGAAAAAACAAGUCAGAGAAAAGCAGAUUUAUUCGUUCAGCAAAAGUGUAUGAAACAACAAAUGUAUGCAAGGACAUGGCGGGUGUCCUCUGCACUGGUAACUGGUAUCUAGUUGGGCAAACGGCCAAGCAACCCAUUACCUCUCAGUUCAUCCCUGGAGGUGCCCUGUUUAUACUUGUGUUACAUUCUUGAUCCAGAAGAGGGCAGUAGAGCCCCACUUAAGAUAACAUUUCUUGAAAUCACACUUCAGCAUGUCGGCCUUCUUUACACUUUAAUUUUUUUUUAAUUGAGGUUAGUGUUUGCCAUUCUUUUACUUUUUCUUUUUCUUCAGCUUGCUUGCAUCUUGGGGAAAUUGGUGCAUAGGUUACAUAUUUUCCAAGCAUUGCUGGAAAUUUUUACUGUUUAACUGAACAUUCCCAAGUUUUAAAAAAAGGUUAAACUUUUUUAGUAAUUCAUACUAACAGCCAGGAGUGAAUAGUUCAUUUUAAACUAUAGCCAUACUAUGAGUUUAGUGCAAUAGAAAAUGCACUAUUUUCUAUUAGCCAGGAACUAUUCUUUUUCCCCCUACCAGUUAGUUAGUUAGUUAUUAACAAUUUUGCCAUAUGGUUGCUGACUUUUUUACAAAUAAGUAAAAUGGAUUAUUUACAGAGAGGCCAAGUCAUUUCUCUACCAGGAACUUUCUCACAGAUUCCAUGAAUUUGUAGAGUCAGUUAAUCCUCUAAACAUUUAAUCACAUGUAGAUAGUCAAUAUGUGUGUAAGAACUGAGUGGGACUUGGACAAUGAAAAAUAGUAUUUUUGAAACUUUUCUCCCCUUCUAAACAGUGAAACAAUAUUGUUGUGAUUUAAUUUUGCCUCUGUAAUUCAUAAAGAUGUGACACUUGAAAAAAGCAUGCUUUAAGUAGGUGAGUCUUGAAUAAAAUGUUUAAAAAGUAGAUUGAAUUCCAUGUAUCACAAACAAGUUCAUAUAAAAUGCUUCUUAGUUUUCAAUCUCUUCACCACUUUGUUCUCAAAGAAAGAAAAUUUUAGUAGCAUGGUCCAAAUCUCAGAUUCAUUCUUCAGCAGAAUUGGUUACUAUAAUAUGUGUCAUGGAAAUUUUUUUCCAUAGGACUUUUAUGUACAAAUGGUUGAAAUGACCAAAGUUAAAUGUUUUUGUACUAUUUUUCUUCAUAGUAUGUGUGCAUAAGUAUUUUAAUGUUUUGAUUCUUACUGUAUUUACCUGAAAUACUAAUUUUUACGUAACUAAAGGGAUUUAGAAACUA